Molecule: messenger RNA, 2486 nt
Organism: Sphaeramia orbicularis (orbiculate cardinalfish)
Lineage: Eukaryota; Metazoa; Chordata; Actinopteri; Kurtiformes; Apogonidae
Gene: cbr4
Product: carbonyl reductase 4
Exons: 6
Coding region: 143-859 (238 amino acids)
Biological process (GO): fatty acid biosynthetic process
Molecular function (GO): oxidoreductase activity, acting on the CH-OH group of donors, NAD or NADP as acceptor; quinone binding
Source: RefSeq, a predicted model, not a curated record
AAAACAUGGCGGCGUCCAUGAGCACCUUCUCCUCUCAUACUCCGGCUGUUUCCAGUCAAUAAACUUCUCCACCCAAGACUCAUUUCGCUGGAGUCAUACUGUAUAAAUAUCAGUGUUGCAGGGUGUGUGAUCUCCUGGGCUCAUGUCCAGGCUGGCGGUGGUCUGCGGGGGCUCCAGGGGCAUUGGACGGGCCGUGUCCCGUCUGCUGGCGGAGAGGGGCUGCAGGCUGGUGGUGGUCUCCAGGAAUGAAGACGCCACCCAGGCCACUGUGGCGUCUUUACACGGAGCUGAACAUGUUGCUUUCAGCUGUGACGUCUCCAAAGAGCAGGAGGUUCAGAAAACCUUUAACACAAUCCAGAAAACCUGUGGAAACAUCUCUUAUCUUGUGAAUGCAGCUGGAAUCAACAGGGAUGCUUUGUUACUGAGGUCUAAACCAGAGGACAUGGUUUCUCAGCUUCACACCAACCUGCUGGGCACCAUGCUGACCUGCAGGGCGGCACUGCGGAGCAUGCUACACACCAAGGGGGCAGCUAUUGUUAACAUCGGUUCUGUUGUGGGCCUUAAAGGCAACGCUGGCCAGUGUGUCUACAGCGCCAGUAAAGCUGGUUUAGAGGGCUUCACACGCUCCUUGGCUAAAGAGGUUGCUUCACGCCAAAUCAGGGUCAACCUUCUAGUUCCAGGUUUCAUCCACACUGACAUGACCACAGGGCUGGAGGAGCAGGACAAGCUGCGUUCUAUCCCACUGGGGAGAUUUGGAGAACCAGAGGAAGUGGCCCAUGCCGUCCUCUUCCUUUUGGAGUCUCCCUACAUUACAGGACAGGUUUUAGUGGUGGACGGAGGGCUGCAGCUGGCCAUGUAGAGAGUGGAAAUACACAGUGGCCUUAACAGUCAGCUGAUCUCAACCCAUGGGAGAUUUUAGACCCAGAAUCCUCUUCCAUCUUCAUCAUCAAAACAACAAAUGAGGGAAUAUGUUUCAGAAGAAUGGUAUGAAUCACACCAGUAAAUGUCACAGACACAGUGGUCAACAAUGACACUUAAAGCAGGUUUUCCUUGUAGUUUGUCAACUGUCUGUCUAUACAUUUUAUAUCUACAUGUUUAUCUAGAGAGAUUCAGAUUUCAUUUGGUGUAAAUAAAUAAAGAAUAAAGUAAAUAAUAUUUGAGUCAUUUUAAUGCUGUAACUACAAAAUUCACGUUGAAGUACCAAGACCUGAUGUUUCUUAGACUUUUUACAUGGGAAUGUGUCUGUUUAAUAUUACAUCAAGUUUUAGGCAUUGCUACGUUUCGUGUAAAAACACCAUAUUGUGUAACAUCUUCACAAAUUGUAAGACAUUUGUAAUUUGCAGCAUAUUGUAAAUACCUGCUGCAUUUUGUAAAACAUUGCUUAACAGUUUGUAAAAAUAUUGCUAUAAAUUCUUUCAUUUUGAUUACAUUUAAAGUCUUACUUUUUUAUGAUGAAACUGUAAUAAUGCAGUGCUCUAUGUAAUAACCGGCUUCAGUGGAUGUUUUAAUCUGUGCAUGUUAGCUUACUGUAAACAAGUACAUUAAACUAUAUCAGCUUUUUUUUUAUCAUAUUUAAUGUCCAAUGUAACCUAAAUUCAUGUCAAAAGCUGACCUGAAAAACCCUGUUCACUCUUCCAAUAAGACCUCUUUGCGACAAAAGGUGAUGAAAUGUACUAAAUAAUGCAUCCGGGCUGUUAAUUGUUCCAAAAUGUGGGUGUCAUUACAUAAUGAACUGAAAAUGUUUAACAUUAGGUUGACUUCUGACAUAACCCACUAAGGAAUGUUUCUUAAACAAGAUGAAUGCGAUAUCACAAUGCACAUGUUCUAAAAAUGCAUGUGCUUACUGACAGUGGACCCUCGGCUGCACAUCUGCCAGAGAAUCACUGCUUUUCUGCUGAGUCACUCCGUCCACUCACAGUGGGCGUGGCCUGAUGUGAGUGACAGCGGGUCGUGAUGACUAACACUUCUGACUCCAGAGUGUCUGGCCCAGUCCAGACCUCCGUGCCCCACGGUCCCAAAUCUGAUCAGUAGAUUUAACGCUGUUGUUUUUUUCCAUGACUGUAAAGCGCUCACCACUGAUCACCGGCCUCAUGUUUUGUUCCCCACCACGUCCCCAUGGGAGACCCCCUCACAGCCUGCACAUGUGGCCCCAUCCACCAGCGGCCUCCUGAGUCCGCCUCUGGAGGGGCCAGGCACGCGGGGCUGCAGCUGGAGGAAAUUAAAGGUAGCAGUGGGGAUGGGGUGGGGGGUAUUUUUAGCUCAGGGAAUGUUUUGAGUGUCUGGUUACGUCUCUGGUCCUGUAGUGUGGAUUGAUGAGGUCUGAGGCGACUGAUUAGAUUUUAAAAAAACCUGCCUUCACUUCCCUCUUGAAACACACUAUUCUCACCCAUAAACAUAAUCAAAGUAAGUUUUAAUCUAAAUUGUGUUGUUUUUUUAAUUCAUCAUCGUUCUUGUUAAAAUUCUGAGUAAAGAAUGAGAUUUCCACU